CCGGACAAGGUCGAGUAUGUCCGCCAGGUUAUCGAUGCUCUCUACCAAGCCCGGGCUAUCGUUGCGUCCUACAAUAUCGUUCUUCUCUCUGUCAUUCUAAUCUUGGCAGUCCUGCACUGGCGCCAGAGAAGGAGAGACAAGCAUAAGUGGCUGCGAUUAAGGGAGCCGCCGGAAAACUCGACUGAUGGAAUUUGCUGCCCAUCCGAUGCUGUUGAGGACAUCGAUGUCGAGCGAGCUCCGUUGCUGGCCGGCCGACCAACCCAGAAUUUCAAAGGGAACAUGAAGAACGUCCUCGGCAGGCGAAUAUCCUCUUGGCUUAUACGACAGCCGCCCCCUUUGCCGAUCGUCAAUCGAACCCUCCCGUCCAAUGCAACCUCACUAUUCGUUCUCGCCUGGGUCGCCCUUAACGUCUUCAUUCACUUCUUCCGUCUCCCGCUGCGCUGGGAUUUCUUCUUUAUUUUCGCCGAUCGUGCGGGCUUCGUCUUCAUCGUCAACCUACCCCUACUGUACCUCCUCAGCGCAAAGAACCAGCCGCUCCGCAAGCUCACCGGCUACUCCUACGAAGCCCUCAACCUCUUCCACCGUCGCGUUGGCGAGCUCAUGUGCUUCGAAGCGGCGGUGCACUUCAUCGGCAUGCUAGUAUGGCAGUUCGUGCUGGCAGAGGAUUGGCUCCUCGCGACGCAUUCACCAAAAGCCUACUUCACGCAUCCGCUCAUUCUGUUUGGUGUUGGCACGCUCACCUGCUACGAGGUCCUCUUCUUCACCUCCCUCGCCAGCUUCCGCCAGCGCUGGUACGAGCUCUUCCUGGCCACCCACGUCCUCCUCCAGGUCUCUGCCUUGGUCUUCCUCUGGUUCCACUACGAAACCAGCCAUCCUUACGUGGUCUUCUCGUUGAUCAUUUUCCUCGCCGACCGGUUCAUUUGGCGCCUGUUGCUUAAGCGGGCCAACCUCAUCGCUACCAUCCACCUCCUCGAUAAGGAAACCUACCUGCUGUCGGCAGACUGGCCCAUUCCCUCCGACGGCACACCGCCUGAACAGUCAAAAUCCUCCCGGCUAUUGCCCCUCGGCUACAAAUCCAUCCUUCACGGGUGGGAUCCAACGGACCACGUGUUCCUGACCGUUCCGGCACUGGGGCCGUCAUACGCGCUCCAAGCCCACCCGUUCACUAUCGCCUCAGCCGCGCCCGGACGCCCCCAGCACCACCGCCUCCUAAAUUCAUCAUCAUCAGCACCAGCAUCAAAUAAGGACGAUUCCGUUCAGAUCCAUGCCUCGCUCACCCUCCUGAUCCGUGCCCACAGAGGCUUCACGAGUGACUUGCUCCGCUAUGCCCAACAACAGCAAGAAAAACAACAAGAUCAAUCCCAACCAGGUCCUCUCCGGCUCUCCGUGCAGCUGGACGGGCCGUACGGGUCACCCCACGCGCUUGACAUGCUGCGCGCGAGCAGCUGUGCGGUGCUGGUUGCCGGUGGGAGUGGCAUUGCCGUGGUGCUGCCUUUGGUGUGGGCUCUGCUUCACGAUCACGGUCACCAUGCCGAUGGUGGUGGUGACCAUGAUGACAAUACUAAUAGCAGCGUGAGAGCCUGCAGCAGCAGCAGGACUCAAACUCCAAUGACUCGGAGGACGCCGGCCCGGGUCUGUCUCCUGUGGGUGACACACACGCGAGAGCAUCGCGCGUGGGUUCCCGGAGGCCAGUUGGAUGAGUUGGCGGCCUCCCCGGGAGUGGACCUCGUCAUUCCGGAACCCACGGCUGAGGCUGGCCGGCCGGACGUGGCGGGCACGGUGAAGCGGUGGAUUGAGAAUGCUGCUGCUGCUGGCGAUGAUGGUUUUGAUGGUGGAGAAAGGGAGGUUGGUGUGCUGGUGUCCGGCCCCGACGGGCUGAACAGGACGGUGAGGAACGUUUGUGCGGAUGCGGUCGGGAGGGGGAGGCCUGUCCGCGUGGCGGUGGAAAAGUUUGGUUGGUAA
Molecule: messenger RNA, 1962 nt
Organism: Canariomyces notabilis
Lineage: Eukaryota; Fungi; Ascomycota; Sordariomycetes; Sordariales; Chaetomiaceae
Exons: 1
Biological process (GO): copper ion import; iron ion transport; intracellular iron ion homeostasis
Cellular component (GO): plasma membrane
Molecular function (GO): ferric-chelate reductase activity
Source: RefSeq, a predicted model, not a curated record